AUGGUAGACGACACCCUUCCACGUCUCAUCUUCAUCCGCAUCUGCAUCUUCCUCCUCCACUAUGCGCCUCUCAUCGAAACCGUCCUCCUUCUCACGGUCGUCACCCUCCGCUACCCUCCACCCACUUUAAUACCCCAUGCGGAGCAAAUCGCAUCCUUCAUCCCUCCUCCGCUUUACAACACCUUCACCUCCCCCACCACAAUCCUCCUCCUCGCAGCCCUCCUCACAACGGAAUUCAUCUACAUCACAACCCUCUACCUCCCGCAUAAGGCCAGCCUCAAACACGAAGCUGUCCACCCCCCGCUACCGCCACGAAAAGAGCGCGAAGAGCUCUUCGACAGAGCCCUAGACAGCACGACAGACUGGGACGAGUACCUGAAGCUCUGGUUCCUCGGAUCUCCGGUGGAAGAAGUGAAGAGGGAGAACGUGCGGGAGUUUUUGCUCUGGGCGUUCUUUGACAGGGACGGGGAAGCCAAGGGGGACAAUGAUGAUAUUGCGGAAGAGCUGGAAUCGUAUUUGGUCAAGAUCGAAGCUUUGCUCGGGAGGAAAUUGCCGCCGGGAAGAGGAAGUGCUACGAGCCUCAGGCUGACGUUUGAUGAGAUUGAGACGAGGUAUCGCAGUGUAGUGUGGUAUGGGGUUAUUGCUUUACUGGAUUUGAUCACGCAUGCGGUGUUGGCUUGGGGCGGGUAUAGACAUUAUCGGCCGGGGAGGCCGGGGAGGGAGAGGAGUUUGUGGGAGGGUCGGGAAAGGGGAGGGGCGGAAGGGGUGAAAGGAGCAUCAGCGACAACAGGAGGAGCAGUAACGGCAAAAGCAACGACAGCAACCCUCUUCCCGCCACGCCUCCAACAUUCCAUCCCCUUAAUUCCCCCCAGCUUCCGACAUCACACCUCUCCCACCAAGCACCUAAGUUACUACCUCCGCCCGCACCGCUCACGCACCCAACCGCCUAUGGUCUUUAUCCACGGCAUCGGUAUUGGCCUCUGGAGCUACCUUCCUCUUCUCAACUCCCUCAAAAUCUCAGCCUCCGAGGGUCUAGGUGGCGGAAAAGAUGAAGAAGAUGGACAAAUAGGCAUCCUAGCCGUUGAGCUUCUGCCAAUCUCCUCCCGCUUGACAGGGUCAGGCCCCGAACUCCCAGCCGCGCUUGACCAUGAGCAGUUCUUGCGGGAGUUUGAGGCUGUUCUGAAGUUCCACAGUACCGAAGAAGGAGAUGGCCGGUUUCCGCUAGAUAAAGGAUUCACGCUCGUGACGCACUCAUACGGGUCAACGUUGGUGGCACCCAUAUUGCGGUCUACCACGCAGUUUACCUCCUCCUCAUCAGCAGACACAGACGCAGAAACAGGCACAGGACAGAGUCUCAGUCUGGCGUCCCUAACCAACACGCUUAUCCUCACGGAUCCAGUUUCGAUAUGUUUACAUCUCCCCACGGUAGCAUACAACUUUACGCGCCGCGCGCCGCGCACCGCAAACGAGUGGCAGUUGUGGUACUUUGCCAGCACGGAUAUCGGAAUCGCGAGGGCUCUUGGGCGGGGGUUCUUCUGGAGAAGGAAUAUUCUUUGGAGGGAGGACAUUAACGAAUUCCUACUGAAAGGAAAAGGGGAAGGGGUAGGUGAGAGGAAGAAGGAGAGAAGAAGAAGAAGAAGGGUGGUGGUUUGUCUGGCGGGCAAAGAUCUGAUUGUUGAUACCAAGAGCGUGAGGGCGUAUCUGGGGUGGACUACGGAUUAUAAGGGGUGGUUGGAUGAGGGUGUUGAAUGGUUGGGAGGUAAAGGGAAGAAAGGACAGAUUAUGAGGAAACAGACGGGGAAGAAUGGGAGUGGGAUUGAGGUGCUGUGGUAUCCGAGGCUGGAUCAUGCGCAGAUGUUUGAGAACGAAGAGACGUUAAGGCCCGUUUUGGAUGUUAUUGGGGGGUGGGAUCAAAGGGGAGAUGGGGGAGGUCAGGAGAAGUAA
Molecule: messenger RNA, 1944 nt
Organism: Sordaria macrospora k-hell
Lineage: Eukaryota; Fungi; Ascomycota; Sordariomycetes; Sordariales; Sordariaceae
Source: RefSeq, a predicted model, not a curated record